Sorex fumeus (smoky shrew) is the source of this 1688-nucleotide messenger RNA. RefSeq names its product leucine rich repeat containing 56 (gene LRRC56). The transcript is spliced from 12 exons. Gene Ontology annotation, molecular function: protein binding. The record is from RefSeq and is a predicted model, not a curated record. The coding region runs from base 72 to 1688 and encodes 538 amino acids. NCBI's taxonomy places the organism in Eukaryota, Metazoa, Chordata, Mammalia, Eulipotyphla, Soricidae.
GUGCCCUGCGCCGGUGGGCUCCAGGGCCGAGCCCCCAGGCCAGGGCCACCCGGGCCGACCCCCCAGGUUGGAUGCUCAUGGACCUGGCCUGGGACAGCGUCCCCGGGCCUCGGCCCAGCACGGCCCGUGUCCGAGUGCGGGAGCUGGGCUGGCAGGGCUGGCACAACCCCCGCCCACAGAGCAAGGACGAGGGCAGCCCUCUGGGUGGCCUGGGCGAGCUGCUGAUGGAGGACAGCCUGUCGCCUGCCCGGCUGAAGGCGAUAGCCCAGGUGGAUGACCUGCGCCAGGUGAGCCGGCUGGAGCUGUGUGCUGACACCCGCCAGAGCAGCCUGGGCAACUUCGGGGUGCACCUGCCCAACCUCAGGCAGCUGAAGCUGAGCGGCAGCCGGCUGGGCUCGGUGAGAGACCUGGGCACCUCCCUGGGCCACCUGCAGGUGCUCUGGCUGGCCCGCUGCGGCCUGAGUGACCUGGACGGCAUCGGCUCCUUUCCCGCACUCAAGGAGCUCUACGUGUCCUACAACGACAUCUCAGACCUCAGCCCGCUGUGCCUGCUGGAGACGCUGGAGGUGCUGGACCUGGAGGGCAACAGCGUGGAGGAGCUGGGCCAGGUGCGCUACCUGCACCUGUGCCCGCGGCUGGCCAUGCUCACACUGGAGGGCAACCCCGUGUGCCUGCGGCCUGGCCCUGGGCCCGCCGCCCAGCCGCCGCAGCAGUACAACUACCGCGCAGAGGUGAGGCGGCUCCUGCCCCAGCUGCAGGUGCUGGACGAGGUGCCGGCCACGCAGACGGAGCCGGCCACGCCGAGGCUGGGCGAGGACUGGCUCAUGGUGAAGGAGGCCAUCAAGGCCAGCAGCGCGCAGGAUCCCUGGCUCCCCAGGCUGGAUCACGCCUCUGGACCCCCCAUCUGGAGACUUGGCCCUGAGCAGUCCUGGCCUGAGAGCCUCAGGCUCCGGCCUCUCUCCCUCCUGGUCCCCAGGAGCCCCCUGGGUGACGGCUCGCUCCCCGAGGACCCCAACCCCGAGGAGGACGCCAGCAACCUCACCCAUGGAGCUGGCCCCGUCCUCUGCGGGAACCCCACCAAAGGCCUCUGGCGGCGUAGGCGGCAGUGCCAGGCCUGGGCGCCCCUGGAGCAGUGCCCACAGGAGCCAGGAGGCCCCACCACCGGUGCUGGCACCCCCAGCUCUGAGCGUGCAGAGAGCCACGAGCUUCUGGCCACGGCCGGGCUCCAGGCCUGGCGGGAGCUGUGCCUGCGCCCUCUGCCCCAGAAGCUGCUGGACUCCCUGCCAGAAGUGGACCCCACCCUCGAGAGCCCCGGGGGUGGGCCCAAAGAGCAGGAACCACCCUGCCCUCUGCCCCCAAGCGUGGCCCCUGGUUCUGGGAGUGACCAACCUGCCACGCAAGGGGAGGACCCCCACCACAGACGAGGUCUCCUGCUGACCCCCGCCCCGCCCAGGGCUCCUCCGCGGCCAGGCCUGGGCUCCGGGGGCCCCAAAGAGCUCCAGUUCCGGGGCCGCCGACUCCGAGCCCUGGGCAGCCUGGGGCCUGUCCUGGACCAGGAGCUGGCUGCGGUCAGCGCACUGAAGGCCCUGAGGGUGGGCUCGGGUCCCAGCCUCCGGGGACGCCCAGGCCCGAAGCCUGCGCCAGACUCCGGGGCCCGACCCCAGGUCUCCGGCACCUGCCACACCUGA